This is a messenger RNA of Nicotiana tabacum (common tobacco), 594 nucleotides long. RefSeq lists its product as uncharacterized. Lineage: Eukaryota; Viridiplantae; Streptophyta; Magnoliopsida; Solanales; Solanaceae. The record is from RefSeq and is a predicted model, not a curated record. Gene Ontology annotation, molecular function: calcium ion binding.
AUGGAGAAGAUCGUCUUUUCAUUCUCAGCUCAGGCCAAGAAGAUAGCUGAUGGACUCGAUCAUUAUAAUUCCACCAUCUUAAAUUGUAUGAUUCUCGUCUUAGUAAUCACAUUUCAGGAAUUUCGUUCUUGCUUUUCUUCUUUAAUUCGAGUCACUCUUUCUUUCGUUUUUACUCCAUGUAAGAAGUCUGAUAAUGCUGAAACAACUUCUUCAACGGCGAAAAAUAACUGUCGAUCUGAAAUUGUUGCUACUAAUAUUAAGGCACUAUUGGAUGAAGAUGAUGUUGAGAUUGUACUAGAUACACUAUUGACUUUUUGUAACUCAAACGGGGAUGAUUUUGAUAAGGUAGGAUUGGCUGAGGUUUUUUGUUCGUUCGACGAAACAGAGCCUAGUUUAGAAGAAGUUAAAGAAGCUUUUAAUAUGUUUGAUGAGAAUGGAGAUGGCUAUAUUGAUGCAAAUGAGCUAAAGAAAGUCAUUUACAAGAUGGGUUUCUUGGAAUUUUCAUUGGAAGAUUGCCAGAGGAUGAUUGUGCCAUUUGAUGAUAACACAGAUGGAAAAAUUGAAUUUGCUGAAUUUCUGAAGCUCCUGGAGUAA